AUGGAAUCUUACGUUGAAUGAGAAGUAUGAAACUGCCAGAUUCGAGAAGGUAUGAGGUAUUGUGAUAUCCAUGCUUACGAGGAAUUUGACAGACACACUACAGCACUGAUACAAGAGGGGUUACAAAAUUGGAGAGAGAAGUUUCAAUCACACUUGGACUCUAAGUGUUCGAAUGCAACAAGGUUUAGUUCCGGCACCACUGAUCAAGCAGAAAAAGCCCUGCUCAAAUGUGAGAAAAACCUGGACGAGAAGACAUUUGUCAAUGCUUAUUCAAAGAUUUACUGUAAGGUCCAUUGCUGGAGAGAUCAUAACUAUUACCCUGAUAACCAAGGCCGGUAUCAUAAGUGGUAUUUCUCCAAGUUCAACAAGUUGAUGCUUCCUAGAAUUAGUGAUAUUGCUAUAUGUAAACACAAGUCUUGGAGAAAGAAAGAAGUAUCACAAUAUUUCUCUCCAUUGAAACAUGCACUUCAAAGUGUCCAAAUUUGAGUGAGCAAAGACAAAAAGCAGAAAAUUGGAUGGCUACACUCCAUUGUGACAAAAAUAUCAACUACUUUUGAUAGAGUUAUUCUGUAUCGUUUCUCAAUGUCUCAGAGCCAAUUCCUCCGGAUCGUAUUGGCUUUAGGCAAAGUCAAGCAUCAACAUUUCUGUGAUGGUAUAAUUACAGACAAGAUAAGGUCUCAUUUAGCGACUCCAUCAAUUGACAGCACCAAGAGAGAAACAAAUACUCAAGAAAUUUUGGUAAUUAGAUUUACCUUCCAAGGUAACCCAAAGUCUGUUACAGUAAUUAGUAUUGAAAUAAAAUUGAUUCUUGUUUCAUCUUCUUACACUAAACAUCAUGCUGAUCCUUCAAUAUAGUUGAUGAAAACAAUCUUAAAAAAGUUACCAAAGAAUUUUACC
Molecule: messenger RNA, 897 nt
Organism: Moneuplotes crassus
Lineage: Eukaryota; Ciliophora; Spirotrichea; Euplotida; Euplotidae
Source: the annotation of a GenBank genome assembly